This is a messenger RNA of Coccinella septempunctata (seven-spotted ladybird), 1183 nucleotides long. RefSeq names its product tubulin-specific chaperone C (gene TBCC). The coding region runs from base 150 to 1133 and encodes 327 amino acids. The record is from RefSeq and is a predicted model, not a curated record. Gene Ontology annotation, biological process: post-chaperonin tubulin folding pathway; tubulin complex assembly. Gene Ontology annotation, molecular function: tubulin binding. Lineage: Eukaryota; Metazoa; Arthropoda; Insecta; Coleoptera; Coccinellidae. The transcript has a single exon. Gene Ontology annotation, cellular component: cytoplasm.
GAAAUAUCUGGUUCUGACAAUCGAACUGCUGAUGACAGAUCUAAAAAUCAAAAGUUCCUCGAUAUAUUACAAGCUUCAGCUAAAUCCAAUAAACCUAUUUAUCUUAUGUCGAAAGAAGAAUUAGCUCAACUACAUAAGAAAGCAGAAUAAUGGCUACAAGAGAACAGGAUAAAAUUAGUCUGAUUUUCAAACGAGACAGUGAGAGAAAAGAAAAUAUCAAGAAACAAAAGGACUUGAAGGAAUUAAAUAGUGCACAUAAUGAAAAAAUAGAUUAUUUCAUAGAAGAGUUUUCAACUAAAUGCUCAGAAAUUGAAAAUCUUCAGAAAAUUUGUUCCAAUGUAUCGGCUUGUGAAUUAGCUGAACAUUUCAAUGUUAUAUUCAAAAAGAUAUCAAUAUUGCAGAAAUAUGUGGCCGAUUCUAACUUAUUUUUAAGGACAUAUGAUAUUAAAAAAUGUAAUGAUAUUCUUCACCAUUUAACUGAGAAAACUAAAGAACUUGAGGAUAAUCUUCUUCCAAAAAAAAGGUUUGGAUUUAAGAAUAAAGCAAGAUUAACAAGUAAAGCUGAAAAAGAAACUAUUACAAGCAAAGAUGUUACUGAUUUUGCUGGUAAAUCUUAUAAACUACAAUUGAGUGAUGUCAACUCUGUAGGAUUUUCAAAUAAAUCAAAUGAAAUUUUAGAUCUGGAGAAUGAAGAAAUUUUCAAGAAAAACAUUGAUGUGUUUGAUUCUUCAGAUUGUACUUUCAAAAUUCUAGGUUCACCUUCUACUUUACAUUUGCACGCCUUGAAGAAUUGUGUAGUUAUAUCCGGUCCAGUAUCUACUUCUAUAUUUGCUUCAAACUGUGAAAAUUGUACUUUAGUAAUAGCUUGUCAGCAACUCCGUUUGCAUAGUUCUAAACAACUAAAAAUUUAUCUACAUGUCACAAGCCGUGCUAUAAUUGAAGAUUGUUCUGAGAUUUUAGUUGCACCCUACAAACUGAAAUAUAAAAAUAUUGGGGAGCAUUUUGAAAAAUCUGGUCUGGGCACUUCGAACAACUGGCAGAGUAUUGAUGAUUUCAACUGGUUGAAGGCCAACGAGCAGUCCCCAAAUUGGGCUUUUAUGGAGGAAAAGGAUAGAAUUGAGUGGACAGUUUGAAGUGUAUUUGUUACAUACAAUAUUCUGAAUAAAUUUUUUGCAUCAUUAAA